Molecule: messenger RNA, 4617 nt
Organism: Closterium sp. NIES-65
Lineage: Eukaryota; Viridiplantae; Streptophyta; Zygnematophyceae; Desmidiales; Closteriaceae
Source: the annotation of a GenBank genome assembly
AUGAAGCCCCGUUGCCUCCGUGUGUCCAGCGACGGCGCGCAGUGCGGCGGCCGCGAUGUCAGCACAGGGGGCGCGGGAGAACGCGACGGCAUGGGCACGGCAGAGCCGGCUGUGACUCAGCGCGGCGGUUGUAGCACAGAUAGCCCACCAGGUGGCGCGAUAGAUAGCGGUGCCGACCGCGUCGCGAGCGGGCGAUGCGCUGGCAGUUGCGGCGGCGGACACGAACUAGCUCAGUCUCGAGCUAGCGCCGAAAGGGGACAGCGUAGAAGCAGCGAAUGUUGGUCCGCGGAGCCAAAUAGAAAGUUGGGUACUAGUAGCGUCGAGGACUCGCGCCAACGGAGCAGAUUAGGCGGCGACAGAUGCGGCAGGCGGUGCGCGCAGCACGUGGCGGAGCGGCAGCUGCGGCUGCUGCGCCCCGCGCUGCUGCUGCUCGCGCUGCUGUCGUGCGGCCACUCGCCGCUCUCGCCCCCUGCGGGGCCGCUCGCUCCAGCCCGUGAUGCUCCCGCGCGCGCCCGCCGCUCCGCGCUGCUCGUGGGCGCCACCCGCGCCUACUUCCCCUUUUUCCCCUCCUUUGCACAGUACUCGGGGCCGAACGAAGCGUCGGCGACGCUGGCGACGAGCAGCAAAGAUUCUGCGACGAAUGUGACGAGCAGUGACAAGUCAUCGUCAAGCAAUGACACGUCAUCGUCAGGCAGUGACAAGUCCUCGUCGAGCGGUGAUACGUCAUCGUCAGGCAGUGACAAGUCCUCGUCGAGCGGUGACACGUCAUCGUCAGGCAGUGACAAGUCAUCGUCAAGCAAUGACACGUCAUCGUCAGGCAGUGACAAGUCAUCGUCAAGCAAUGACACGUCAUCGUCAGGCAGUGACAAGUCCUCGUCGAGCGGUGAUACGUCAUCGUCAGGCAGUGACAAGUCAUCGUCACGCAAUGACACGUCAUCGUCAGGCAGUGACAAGUCCUCGUCGAGCGGUGACACGUCAUCGUCAGGCAGUGACAAGUCAUCGUCAAGCAAUGACACGUCAUCGUCAGGCAGUGACAAGUCCUCGUCGAGCGGUGACACGUCAUCGUCAGGCAGUGACAAGUCAUCGUCACACAAUGACACGUCAUCGUCAGGCAGUGACAAGUCCUCGUCGAGCGGUGACACGUCAUCGUCAGGCAGUGACAAGUCAUCGUCAAGCAAUGACACGUCAUCGUCAGGCAGUGACAAGUCCUCGUCGAGCGGUGACACGUCAUCGUCAGGCAGUGACAAGUCCUCGUCGAGCGGUGACACGUCAUCGUCAGGCAGUGACAAGUCAUCGUCAAGCAAUGACACGUCAUCGUCAGGCAGUGACAAGUCCUCGUCAAGCGGUGACACGUCAUCGUCAGGCAGUGAUAAGUCCUCGUCAGGCAGUGACACGUCAUCGAAUUCAAGCGAACCAUCCACCGACAGCAGCGGCGGCGGAAGCGACACGGGCGGAGGGGGGCAGUCGGCGGAAGGUUGGCGCGCGCCGUGGGCGAAGGGUGGAGUGGCGGAGGCGGAGACGGUGCACCUGGUGCUCACGCGCGGAGCGCGAGCGGCGCAAGCGGAGGUGAGCCGCCGAGGCUGGCGGGGGUGGGCGCGGUUGGCGGUAAGCAGGGAGGAGCGGCGCGCGGAGUGCUGGGGUAGAGCCGGGAAAGGGGUUGCGAGUGGGGGAAGGGGUGCAGGCGUUUCUUGCGCGCUGCUCGCUGGAUUGCGGGGUUGCGCGGGAGGGAAGGGGCGGGCGGUUAUUGCUCUGGCGGAAUGGAACAAGUCUCCCGCUUCCCGCCUGCUCCCCCCGGCUAUCCCCUUAUUCCCUCGCUUUUUCCCCUCCCUCUUCCCAUUGAUACUUCCUCAACUCCUCCCCGCCUCUCUCUCCGCCCCCCGGCGCGUUGCGCCCUCGGGCGCAGCGACAGUGGGGUUUCCAACUCCGCCUCACUUUUCCCCCUUCUCCCAUUCCCUCGCGCCCCCCACCUCCCCCUCUCUCUUCUCCACCACCUCCUCUUCCCGCCAUUCACCCGCGCGCCAGCCCGCACCCGCGACGGACUCGGCGGUGGUGGCAGCGGGGCUGCCGGAGCUGCCGCGAGUGGGGCUGAAGAACGAGAUCCGCUACGAGUACGGCGACGCGCGGGACAGCGCGCUGCUCAGGACCACCAUGUACACGGCUGUGGGGGCGAGUCGCGACCCCGCACUGAGCGCGGAGUUCAGGGCCGCCGUCUCUCGCGCUGAAGUCACCAUCGCGCCACCCCGCAGCAGCGCGGACAGGUACCACACGGAGGUGAGAGUGGGGUCAUCACAGCAGGCGUUCAGCGUGGUGGUGGACAUGGCCAGCGACCUGCUCUGGCUGCCCUGCGACUGCGUGCGCUGCACCGAUGGACCCUCCUCCUCCGCCACGCCAACGCCGUUCAAGCCGGCGGAGUCCACGACGCUCACCACCAUGCCGUGCGACUCCUCCUCCUGCUCCGCCUGGGCGGACGACCGCUCGCUCUCAGUGGGCUGCAGCAUUGCACCGGACCUACCCACGCCGGACUCCACGUGCCAGUACUCGCUGGUGUCGAGCUCCCCCCAGGGCAGCUCAGCGGGCAACCUGGUGCGCGACGAGGUGCAUCUGAGUUUAGAAGACGGCAGCUUCCUCGCGCCCAACCUCACCUUCGGCUGCGGGCGGUACCAAACAGGAGUGUUGGCGACGGACAACGGUGCGCCAGGGGGCGUGUUGGGGCUGGGCACGGGGCCGCUCUCGCCGCUCUCCCAGCUGGCGGAGAGCGGGGUGGUGCCGCGGGCGGGCUUCGCACUGUGCCUGGAGGGGGACGAUGCCGCUGCUGCUGGGGGGGGCAGCCACCUGCUGCUGGGGACCACUGACGCCGGGCCUGCUAGCGGGUCGACCCGCGUGUACAAGAACAGCCUCAGGUGGCUUGCCUUGCCUCGCAUUGGGAUGACUGCGUUGGUGUAUGUGAAGAUAAAGGACAUGCGUCUGGGCACGGCGGACCUGGUCGUCACACCCGACAUGUUCCCACCGCUCUCCUCCACGGGAGCUGGGGGCACGGCACUCGACUCCUCCUCUGCUGCCUCCGUGCUGCCCCGACCCGCCUACAUGGCUCUCGCCACCGCUUUCCUGGUGCAGUACCCGCUCAUGAAGUUUGCGUCGUCGGAGAGCGCACAGGAGGGGGUGGACUGCCUUGACGCCAAUGACUACCACCAGGCAUCCAUCCAUGACCCCCUCGGAGUUCCUACAGCAGUUCCCCCCCCCUCACACUCAUGCUGGCGGGCGGCAAGGGCAGCGCUGACUUCACCGUCACCUUCUCUAAUUGUGCACGCCAUGCCGCACCCCCACCCUUCCACCCGUCCCCCUCCCCCCAGGGCAUCCAUGACCCCCGCGGAGUUCCUGCAGCAGUUCCCGCCGCUCACACUCGUGCUGGCGGGCGGCAAGGGCAGCGCUGACUUCACCAUCGCGCCCACCAACUACCUCAAGAUCGUGCCGAGCAGCCCACACGUGGUGUGCUUCACAGUGCGCAUGGCCAGCAGUCAGGCAGAGCGUGCAGUGAUAGGCGACCUGUGGAUGCGGGACAAGUACCUUGUCAUUGACAUGCACAAAGAUACACUCUCAUGGAUCGAUGCUAACUGCACCACAGGCCUUGCCAUUAUCCGCAACACCACUCACACCACCACCAACACCACCUCCUCCUCUUCCCCCUCCCCCCUCUUUCCCACCUCCCCCGCGCCCUCCGGCCAGCCCCAGCCCCCGUUCAACUCCUCCUCCACCAACCCACCAGACGGCCCCCCUCCCCCCACAGCACAGCCCAGCACCUCCCCCCCUUCCAUCUUCGAGAACAGCCCCGGCCCCACUGCUGCUCCCCCCUCCAUCGCCCCACCCUCCAUUCCCCCCCCCUCCCUGCCUCCCCCAAGCCCCCCUCCACCACCUCCACCCCCGCCCCCAAGCCCCCCUCCACCCAACAACCCUCCCCCGAACCCCCCUCCUCCACCCAACAACCCUCCCCCGAACCCCCCUCCUCCACCCAACAACCCUCCCCCGAACCCCCCUCCUCCACCCAACAACCCUCCCCCAGCCAACCCGCCUCCUCCGCCGUCCCCGCCAAUCGAGCCCCCUAUAGCCGGCUGUCAGCCGUCGCCCACGGACUGCGCCUUCUUCUUCGCGGGCCACGAGGGGCAGGUGCCCACCUUCUCUAUCCAGCCGCGCCAGGGCGACGCUGUGCUGUCCACGAGUGAGCUUAAAACGAGUAUAAUGGGCAGCGACAUCCAGGUGCUGGCAGGCAACUCGGGCGAGGCGCAGAUCGUGUGCGCCGAGGGCCAGGGGGCCGGGGCUGGCCUGGGGGGUGGGCAAGGCUCGGGGCUGACAGCAACGGCAGCCAUGGCUAUGAACGAUGGUGCUGUGACACAGGACAUUGGCAACCAGCUGUAUAUCACCGGCACGGACGUGCAGCAGCGCACGUUCAACCGAAUAGAGAACCUGUUUGCACUGCGCAACGCGUAUGUGAAGCUGCGGGUGACGGCGGCGGAGAUGGACGUGUUUGGCAUGACGGUCAACAUGAACCCCGGCGACGGCAACUCCUACUUCCCCGAGGACAAGCGCUGCGUGCUCUUCAAAACCAAACUGCCUGACGGCUGA